Messenger RNA from Artibeus jamaicensis (Jamaican fruit-eating bat), 2673 nucleotides. It is a transcript of the gene TSSC4, whose product is annotated as tumor suppressing subtransferable candidate 4. NCBI's taxonomy places the organism in Eukaryota, Metazoa, Chordata, Mammalia, Chiroptera, Phyllostomidae. The record is from RefSeq and is a predicted model, not a curated record. Bases 1547 to 2497 code for a protein of 316 amino acids. The transcript has 3 exons.
GGUGGGCUGCCCGCCCUGUCGGAGGACAGUGAUGGGGUCCCUGGGGAGCACUCAUGUGGCAAGUGACCCUCUGGGGGGCCCUGUGCCUCCUAAAGCAUCCUCCCCCCAGCCUCACACCCACUCCUGCUCCUACGCAUCCCUGCCUGGAGGGGGCAGGAGGGGUUGGGGCAGAGAGCCAGGUGUGGGAUGUGCUGGAAAUGGCCUUCAGCAUGACUUGCCUUCCUCCCUGGCAAGGAACAGCUCCUCCGCAGAGGGUGGUCACCCCUCCCAAGUGUCUCCUCACUCCCUGGGUGGCUCCUGCCAAGCUGUAUCUCCCAGGGCUGGAGGGGGGGUGGGUUUCAGCCACUGCCUGGUGGAGUGUGCCUGCCCAGCCACAGCCGGCUCUUGCAUCAGGCCACUGCCCCCCUGGGGAAUGCUGGGUGAUGUCAUCCUGAGCCUCCUGCAAGCACCUGCCCGUGUGAACUUUAAAUUGAUCCCCUGAGGCCACAAGGGCCCCCUGGGAGCUGAUUUUGGAAACCAACCCGAGCCCUGCAGUGGGGGGUCGUGGAGUCUCAGCAGGUGUGCCCCUACACAGCCUGUGCCAGGGCGGGUUGUUGGGAGACAGGAUGACCCAAGGGACCUCCUCCUCUUGACUUCCUCUAUGCUCAAGGGCCCCAGGACAUCCUGCAGUGUUAGUGCUGGGGGUUCAGCGGAGGGCCUGGGGGCACUUAGGAAUGAGACGUCCCAAGGUUACAGGGAAGAACAGGCCUGAGCCUUGGGUUCCCCGAGCACACCAGACGGCAGCUCUGGGAGAGGGAGCAGGCGAGGUCAGGCUGGGGCCGAGCCACAUGGACUUUGUGGGCAUGAAGCGACCAGCGAGCCCAGGCAACUGCUCCCAAGCUGGGUACAGCGGCUUCGCCCUGGUCAGCCCUGGCUGGCUCCACAGUUAAGACACACGUUCAAUUACGCGCCCUCCACUCUCCAAAGACCCGGGACAAGAGCGGCCGGCCGCUUCCGGCCAGAACCGGAAGUGCUACAAUGCACUUCCGCCCUGAGGGGCGGCCAUUCUCACAGCUUCCAGCAGGGGGCACUGGGGCCCCCGGAACGAGGCCCUGAUUAUUAGCCCCUGCGCAUUCUGGGAGUCGCAGUCCCGUCUUCCCCACCCUCAGUACCCUUUAGUCAAUUCCGGGCUCUUUUCGUGAAGGAGUGCCGACAUUUCCGGGGAGGGGGAAACUGGAGAGAGCGCGUGCGCAAGGAUUACACGUCCCGAUAGGCCUCGAGGAAUAGCCUGCUAGGCAUGUGGGAAAUGUAGUUCUUCAGGCGUGGCAGCCGUGGCGCUCGGCCGACAACGGACUCGGUUUCCCAGAGGGCCAAGCGUGACGCAAAAUGGAGGCGGCCAGGCAGCAGUAAUCCGCUACAGCAAGCCACUGAGCAGAGACGUGCUGAGGACCUCCAAGCCGAGGCCACCGUCCAGCCUCUGCAACCUGUGCCCACUCUCUGCUCACCAGCAGUCAGGUAUCGGCACCGACGUCCGGCACACAGGAAGGUGGCUGUGGCCUGAGGACACAUGGCUGAGGUGGGGGCAGGCGAGCCCACCCCUGGCUUGGAGGUAGAGCAAGGGACAGAGUGUGAUGCCCCUCCUUCAGACACCGUCUCCCCCAGCGACUCGGACUCUGACCUCAGCCUGCCUGGCAGUACUGAGCUGGAAGCCCUGUCCCCAGAGAGGCUGCGGGGGGAGGCCCAGGGGGACUCGGACCCCGAUGAGGCCCCCUCGCCACCCAGGGACCCUCCCACGGCCGCCGUGCAGCCUUUCCACCUGCGGGGCACCAGCAGCACCUUUUCCCAGCGGAGCCGCAGCAUCUUCGACCAGCUGGAGGGCGCGGCCAGGCAGGCUGGGCCCUCGGCGCUCCAGACCGGCCUAGGCGGCCAUGGGGGCUUCAAGCAGCCCCUGGCGCCCCAAAGCCAGCCUCAAGCAAAGUGCCCGGGCAGAGCCAGUCAUGUCCCGCAAAGGGUGCCCCCCGUCCCUGACUAUGUGGCCCACCCUGAGCGCUGGACCAAGUACAGCCUGGAAGAUGUGGCCGAGGCCAGCGAGCAGAGCAACCGGGCUGCUGCCCUGGACUUCCUGGGCCGCCAGAGCCUGGACGCCCCCAGCGACUAUGUGCCCUCCUUCAACCAGGACCCCUCCAGCUGUGGUGAGGGGAGGGUCAUCUUCACCAGACCAGCCCGUGCCGCCGAGGCCAGACCUGAGAGGAAGUGGGUCCUGAGGAAGGUGGGGGCGCCAGGCGGGGGCCAGGGGUCUGUGGAGCUGGCCCACCUGGCCAGGCCUGGGAGCCCGGAGGCCGAGGAGUGGGGCGGCCCACGUGGGGGCCUGCAGGAGGUGGGCCCGCCGGAGGAGGGUCCCCUCCGUGAGCCAGCAGCAGGCCCCUCGGUGGUGGAGACAGUGGGCUUCCAGGGCAGCAGGAAGCGGAGCAGAGACCACUUCCGGAACAAGAGCGGCAGUCCGGGGGCCGAGGCCUGACUGGAGGGGCUGCCUGCCCCUCGGGCAGGGAGCCGGGGGGCUGCCUCAGGCGGCACCACUGGCCCUGGCUCCGGUGCAGGCCGUGCUCUUUGGAGCCAAGACCUUGCCCCAGAGGACAGCGGCGGCCCUGGCCCACUCCAUGCCCUUGGGGAACAGUAAAGGUUUGGCACUCCUCA